Perkinsus marinus ATCC 50983 is the source of this 1131-nucleotide messenger RNA. RefSeq lists its product as hypothetical. The record is from RefSeq and is a predicted model, not a curated record. Gene Ontology annotation, molecular function: single-stranded DNA binding. Gene Ontology annotation, biological process: DNA damage response. The coding region runs from base 1 to 1131 and encodes 376 amino acids. The transcript is spliced from 8 exons. NCBI's taxonomy places the organism in Eukaryota, Perkinsozoa, Perkinsida, Perkinsidae.
AUGGUCAACCAGCAAAGGAACACGAUGCUUAGAGGAUAUGAACCAGGCCUUCGUGACGGAGGGCCGGCUCAGCUCGGAGACAACGUCAUUGGUGGGCGAAUGUUUCAUGUCUCACCAUGGUCCUUCGGUUUCUCAAGAUGCCCUCUUUUCCCAAUGUGUGGACGCGUAGCUUGUACCCUUCCACCCCAAAGGAUUCAACGCAUUGGAAGGGCCAGAAGGAUGGUUCGGCACUCGCCAAGUGGAGUAGCCCCAAGACCCAGAUAUAAUGUCGGGCCGAUGAGCCGUCUACCCUGCAUAUACACUCGCAGUUCGGGAGAGGCAUCCGACGGAAACUCGUCUGGAGAGCGGUGUUUGGAAUAUAUGAGUUGGGGUCUACAGGGGCAAGGCACCCAACAUCUGUCCACCAUCAAUGCGAGAAUUGAGACGGUUGCGACUUCUCGAAUUUACUCUCCUCAUUUGAUACACCGCGAACGUUGUGUACUCAUCGUUGAUGGGUUCUUCGAGUGGUAUACUAAGAAGGAUGGAAGCAAAACACCAUACUUCAUACGAUUCAAUAACGAUGUUGCUGAGAAACCUUUGCCAAGCGAAGAUACAAUGGUUGCCUUAUUCCUCGGAGCAGAUCUUCCAAUUGAGGACGACGCCUGGCCAGUUGAGCAGCAGUUCUGGGAAAGUGCGGGAACUAUACGUGAACCUUUGCUCAUGGCCUGUCUGUAUGCACCUCCUGUGGUGGAAGAUGAUCCACACAGUUUCACCAUUAUGACGAUGGAGUCGGCUGGUCCCGUCACUAAAAUUCAUGACAGGAUGCCGGUCCUAUUAACUCCCGAGUGUGCAGCGGAAUGGAUAGAUCGAUCGAGGGCAUCAGACACUGCAUUACUGCGCAAGAUAGCAGAGGUCGCUCGUGAAACAGCCAAGCAGAGUGUUACAGCAUACGAGGUCCCAACACUGGCCAACAACAUACGGAAUGAUGUUUCGGAUUGUCUACUUCCGCUAUCAGCAUGGAAAAAGAAACAAUUCGACAAUGGGCUAGGUAGAUUCUUCAAGAAGGCUGCCAAGAAACAGGAAACCGAGGCUCCUGAACGGCAGCCUGACGAUGCGGAAGACCCGCCAGCCAAGAAGAGAAAGGCUGAAUAA